Rhododendron vialii is the source of this 2673-nucleotide messenger RNA. RefSeq lists its product as uncharacterized. NCBI's taxonomy places the organism in Eukaryota, Viridiplantae, Streptophyta, Magnoliopsida, Ericales, Ericaceae. The record is from RefSeq and is a predicted model, not a curated record. Gene Ontology annotation, cellular component: membrane. The transcript is spliced from 14 exons. The coding region runs from base 167 to 2401 and encodes 744 amino acids.
ACAAUGCAAACCCUUGAACAAACGCAAAGUGCAGCCAUCGGCCCAUCGGAACGAAGAGAGAGAGAGAGAGAGGAUCUUAUUCGAUUUCCCUCAAUUUCUUCAGCCGAAAUUAUACUCAGCGCAGAGGAAUAGUGAGAGAAUUUAUAGAGAGAGAAGAGGAGGAGAGAUGUGGGUAUUUUACCUGAUAUCGCUUCCGUUGACAUUGGGCAUGGUGAUAUUCACGUUGAGGUACUUCGCUGGUCCGGAAGUACCUCGAUACGUGCUCUUCACCGUCGGAUACACCUGGCUCUGUUCCAUCUCUAUGAUCAUCCUUGCCCCCGCCGACAUUUGGACGACAAUAAUUGGUUCUCAAAAUGGAGGCAUUGAUUUCUUUUGGAGUUGGUCAUAUUGGAGCACGUUUUGGCUUACUUGGGCUGUGGUGCCCCUUAUUCAGGGUUUUGAAGAUGCUGGAGACUUUACUGUGACAGAAAGGUUGAAGGCUAGUAUACAUAUGAACUUGCUAUUCUAUUUAAUUGUGGGAUCUGUUGGUCUUUGUGGACUCAUUCUCCUUGUCAUUAUGGGCAAAAUUCGGCAUGGAGGUCUAUUGGGUUUAGCUAUGGCAUGCUCGAAUACUUUUGGACUUGUUACGGGUGCAUUUCUUCUUGGUUUUGGUUUGAGUGAAAUCCCAAAGACCAUUUGGAGAAAUUCUGAUUGGACCACUCGGCAGAAGGUUCUUUCUCAUAAAAUUGCGAAAAUGGCUGUGAAACUUGAUGAUGCCCAUCACAAAUUAUCAAAUGCCAUUGAAGUGGCUCAGGCAACUUCCAAGCAGAUGUCCAAGCGAGAUCCUUUGAGACCUUGCAUGGAUGUUAUUGAUAAUAUGUUAGUUCAAAUGUUCAGGGAAGAUCCAUCCUUCAAACCUCAAGGUGGACGAUUAGGAGAAAAUGAUAUGGAGUAUGAUACAGAUGACAAAUCGAUGGCAACGCUCAGACGCCAUCUUCGAGGAGCUAGAGAGGAGUAUUAUCGUUAUAAAAGUGAGUAUAUGAAAUAUGUCAUGGAGGCCCUUGAACUAGAAGAUAUAGUUAAGAACUAUGAACAGCGCAGUGCGACUGGAUGGAAAUUCAUUUCCAGCCUUAAACCUGCUCGAACUGGAAAAUGGGGCCCUAUUUUUGACACAACGGAAUUAAUCUGGCGAUGUAUCCUCAGUAAGCAACUUGAGAAGAUUUUUGCCAUCUUUCUUGGUUGCAUGUCAGCUGCUAUCCUAUUGGCCGAGGCAACACUACUGCCUCGUGGGGUGGAUUUAUCUCUUUUUUCAAUUCUUGUAAGAUCUGCAGGAAAGCAAGAGGUGCUCGUGCAGGUCUUUGCUUUUGUUCCCCUGAUGUAUAUGUGUGUCUGCACAUACUAUUCAUUGUUCAAAGUUGGCACGAUGAUGUUUUACUCACUUACACCGAGACAAACCAGCUCAGUCAGCUUGCUCAUGAUCUGCUCGAUGGUUGCUCGUUAUGCUCCUCCAAUUUCAUACAAUUUUCUCAAUCUCAUUAGUCUGGAUGGAAAGAAAACUACUUUUGAGGAGAGAAUGGGGACCAUCGAUGAUGCCGUCCCUUUCUUUGGGAGCGGCUUUAACAGAAUCUAUCCACUUAUAAUGGUUAUGUACACUCUGUUGGUUGUCAGCAAUUUCUUUGACCGGGUAAUUAAGUUCUUUGGGAACUGGAAGAUAUUUAGGCUCCAAACAGAUGCAGAUGAUACAGACGGUUUUGAUCCAUCAGGAUUACUUAUCUUGCAAAAAGAACGGACUUGGUUUGAACAAGGGCAUAAAGUUGGUGAGGAGGUUGCACCAUUAGCUAGGAGUUUCAACAGUACGAGCUUUGAUGUGGAAUCUGGUGGCAACAACACGGAUAUGAACGUUGUGGAACUGAAGGCAACCGCCAGUAUAUUCAAGGAGGAUGUGAAGGGAAGCUCUUCAAAACCUCCGAAGGAUGAGGUUAAUAGAUACAGCGGGAGCCACGACGCCAUCAGUAACAAAUAUGCUGCCAUUAGGGAACAGAGUAAACAAACAUCUAAAAUCAAGCCCGUAGACAACAUUGCCUCCACUAAAGUCUCCUUGCUAGAAGCAGAGAAUUCUCAAUCUGGAGAUGCAACCGGAGUCCCAUCUUCUGGUUUAGCUAUGAAAUGGGCAUCCGUGAAAUCAGGUUUCCAGAGUUUCAAGGCAAAAGUGGAGGCCAAGAAAUUCACUCCCCUGCGCCAACUUCAAGAUAAUGUGCUUCUCUCUCGUGCUUCAUCGCAAUCUCUUACACUUCUCGAUCGGGUUUCUUCAUCGCAAUCUCUUGAUGAAAUAUUUCGGAGGCUGAAACGACCAAGUUUGGAGCGUGGGAAUGAUAGUGAUGAAGAUGAAGAUGGAACAGAAAUCGGGAGGUCAGGGGCCUAAGCAUGAUGAUCGGUUACGUCUUGUUGUAAAGAUUGGGAAUGGGACUUUUAAUCCCCCCAAGAUGUACAGGUCCCGUGAACAGUUGACGGAAGAUCUUACGGAUCAUUUUGGCAGUUGAUUCUGCUGACCUAGCUUUAGCCUUUGGGGGAUUUCUUCAUUUUCCCCUGGAAACUGUACAUUGAUAAACCAAAACUGAUUGAAACUCCUAGAGAAUAGGAGCGGGAAAUGCAAUAGUUCCUGUCUAUACAAAAAUUUGUACCGGCUUCUACGUA